AUGCUCGACGCACUCCCGUCGCCGACACGGUCGCUCGACGAUCUGAGCAGGGAGGAACGCGCCUUCACAUUCGCCCACUUCACGUGCGAACACGCCUGGGUCAUUGGGAAUAUCCUGCGCAAUGCCUUGAGGACCGCAGACUGCCCCGCCAUCAUCCACAUCUCGCUAUCGUCGUCGCAGACCCUGUUCCACUCGCCUUCCAUGCCCGGCUGUAUGCCCGACGACGAAGCCCAGACACGCCGGAAAGCUGCCACCGUUCUGCGCUGGGGCCACUCGACGUGGUAUCUGCACUGCAAGUUUAACGGGGACGAGAGGAGAUUUGGAGAGAACUCUGGCCUCGCAGUCGACGAGAGAGCUAAAUAUAGCUUGGAAGGGGGCGGCUACCCUGUCUUCGUAAAAGGUUUCGAGGGUGUGGCUGCUGCGGUAGUGAUAGCCGGUUUGGACGGCGAACAGGCGCAUAUGGUGCUGCUGAAGGCGCUCGAGGAGUACAGGGAGCUGAGGAACGAUUUCCGAAGCCCGAUGAGGAGCAUGACUGUCAAGUGA
Didymosphaeria variabile is the source of this 543-nucleotide messenger RNA. RefSeq lists its product as uncharacterized. Gene Ontology annotation, biological process: post-translational protein targeting to endoplasmic reticulum membrane. The record is from RefSeq and is a predicted model, not a curated record. Gene Ontology annotation, cellular component: TRC complex. The transcript has a single exon. Lineage: Eukaryota; Fungi; Ascomycota; Dothideomycetes; Pleosporales; Didymosphaeriaceae. The coding region runs from base 1 to 543 and encodes 180 amino acids.